This is a messenger RNA of Colletotrichum godetiae, 1479 nucleotides long. RefSeq lists its product as uncharacterized. Lineage: Eukaryota; Fungi; Ascomycota; Sordariomycetes; Glomerellales; Glomerellaceae. The record is from RefSeq and is a predicted model, not a curated record. Bases 462 to 1286 code for a protein of 274 amino acids. The transcript has a single exon.
GUCGACAGUCGCGCUGACCGACGACAGGCAAUUAGCUACAGUCACGUCGGCGUCCACACCCUUGCCCAUCAUUCUGAAUCUCUACAAUUUUCACAUCGAAGCCGGUGAAUAUUCUCCCGAAAUGGCCUUCAGAAAGUCGGCGAGAGGCGACCCCAACGAUACUGGAAAUUUGCAAGCGAGUUUGGCCAGCUUUGGCAGACAAAGUCUACCUUUCUGGUCAAUAUAUGACGAUGGCAGCCUGCGUGAAAAAUGCCAUCACUACCUCACAAGAGGCUAUAGAACAAGUUCUGCCGGAAAUCGAUGACAUCGGCACAGUCGAGACAGUUGUGGCUUCUGUCAGAGGGCCAGAACAAAUGUUCGUAGAGGACAUUGUAAGAGCAUUCAGCCUCAAAACUACAAAGCCGGGAGCCCAGGAUCGACAAGUGAUGGAAGUUAUUUGAUUGGCCGCAACUCUCGAAUCAAUGACGAGUGUUCAGAUAUUGCCCAAUUCAAACAUAUCUGAACACCAAGCAGUGUCAUGGGAAUGCGGAAGUUCACUGAAGAAUACAUUGUCUGCAUUUUAUCGGGAAGUACCGAGCCUGGACUCGAAAUAUGGCGCCUUGACCCCGCACCUCACGAUACGGUCUCUGGUCAAAUUCCACGGCUACACUGUCGUGUGGACGGACUUUCUGAAUCAGCAUCUUCUUAUCGACGAGGAAUCGAGACUUGUAUGGAUCUUCCAGCAUAAAAUCUGGCUAUCUUCGCAAAUCGGCCGAUCGGAGUCUCUAGUACCACAGCCUCUGUUGCUUGAAGCCCUGGAUACGCUCAAUGUGCUUUUCCCUCCUGAUGAUGACCACACGAGACGAUUUCUACAGAGUCGAGAGCAAGAGUUCUACAGCUUGGGUCAUUGCGGUAGAGUCCCAAGCACCGAUUUAAAGAAAUAUAUGUACUGGGGAACGAAUCUAGAUCGCCUUUUGACUAUUGCAAAAGGCCCAAGAAGAGGGAUUUGGCAAUUCUUCCCCACUCCAGAUCGAUUAAAUGUCUUGGAAUCGGCGAACUUCGUCAUUGCGAGUGCGGCGCUGCUUCUUUCAAUCGUGGGAUUCGUUCUGGGACUGGUGUCUAUAAUCUACGCAAAGCUGUCUUAUCAGAUUGGGCUGGAGUCUAUUGACAUAUCUAAGGUGUCUCUGGAUAUGUCUAAUGAGUCUCUGGAGUUGACAAGGUUGCAAUACCUUCUAUCCGUUGCACAGGCUUGUUCAGAUCCUGGCCAAGCGCGAUUAUUGCCAGACUUUUGUUCUGCACAGGCCUGAAACUACGUGCAAUUUCGAGGAAGCCUGGAAAGAUACAUGUAAAGAGUAAAUGGGAACUUCUGGAAGUACCAAUCACUGACGAGGCUCUAUGUGCGAUUAAGACGCAGAGGAAGGCAUGAGCAGCGCCUGAAGUGUACAUGGCCUAGUGGUGGAUGGUUGUAUGCCUGGUUUUGGCAAGAAUGCGAGUUCGGAU